AUGCCUAACAUCGCAGCAAUGGGAACAGUACUAAAUUUUGUAGUUAUGCUAACAAUUCUCAGUCUGUGUCUAAAACUAAAGCCGUCUCCGACUCAUUGUCAACCUGAUACUAGUCUGCCUCUAGGUAAUAUAGCAAUUAGCUCCGAGCUAGCACGACUGCCUGAUAAACUAUGUUUUGUCUGGAUUUCUACCCGAGAUACAAAGUUGAGAAGUUUUAACCUACCAAAAUACUAUUGCUAUGGUAUGGACUUACGAAUCGCCAACGUCUCAAAUCAUGUGCUUAUCUCGAUCUUGUUAGCUGGCGACAUUGCUACUAACCCCGGUCCCGCUCACGUUAAUAACAACUCACCUACCCUCCCCGGAGGUUUAAAUGUCCUCUAUAUGAACGCACGAAGUAUCAAAGCUUUCGUUCCCCUUGUAGAAAACCCUUCCAGCAAAGUUUGUAAAAUAACAUUGAUACAGCAGCUGGUCUACAGUAAUUGUUAUGACGUUGUCUGUAUAUGUGAAACCUGGUUGAACGAUUCAGUUAUGUCAUCAGAAAUCCCAUGGCCAGAAAUGGAGGACAUCAAGCGGUCGGGCGUGCGGGCUCAUAUUUUCUUGAUAAUUCAGUGCACUAUACAGAUCAGUGGUUCAGUUUUGGCAAAUACAAAUUAA
This is a messenger RNA of Paramuricea clavata, 654 nucleotides long. The record is from the annotation of a GenBank genome assembly. Lineage: Eukaryota; Metazoa; Cnidaria; Anthozoa; Malacalcyonacea; Plexauridae.